AUGUACUUACGUGUAUUAGCGAGCAGAGAGAAGGUGAUCGAUCAAGGCCAUCGAGACACCACGCGGAGUGUUGGGGACCUGGGUGUGGCGCCGCAGGGUCAGGUAGAGCGUGGCGGAGCGGAGGUUAUGCACCGACGCGCAUUUACGGGAAAAGAUAAAACGCUGGGGUCACAUAGUGCAAAUACUCUAGGUGCGGCGCCGCAUGAUCAGAAAAAGAAGAGCAACGAAGUGGAAAAUACGCAUCGACAUGGAGCAGAAGGUGGGGGGAACCCGCUUGGACCAAAUCAUCCAGACGUCCUACUAGGUGUUAUUGGACUAGCUGUAACGCUUCUCGCUGAGAGUAACUACGAAGAAGCUAAGGUCAUAUAUCGACAUGGCCUAAGGGCUAUGGAAAAGGCUCUAGGGCCGGAUCAUCCAGUUGCCCUCGACAGUAUGAAUACGCUUGGCGAAACGCUGCUCGAUCUGGGAAGAUAUGACGAAGCGGAGGCUAUGUGUCGACUUGCAUUGGCGGGCAGAGAGAAAACUCUAGGAGCAGAUCAUGCAGUCACCCUUACAAGCGCCAAUAACCUUGGCCGGACGCUGUAUCAUCAGAGAAAGUACGAAGAAGCGGAGAUGAUAUUUCAAUCUACUCAGGCCGGUAGAAAAAAGGUGCUUGGACUAUAUCAUCCAGAUACCCUACUAAGUGCCGUUUGCCUAGGGGUGACGCUGCUUGAUCGGAAAAAGUAUGGAGAAGCUGAGGUCGUGUAUCGGCAUGCCCUAGGGGCUAUGGAGAAAGCUCUGGGGCCCGAUCAUCCAGAUGUGCUCGACAACGUGAAUACGCUAGGCGAGACGCUUCUCGAUCUGAAAAAUUAUAGCGAAGCCGAAGUUGUGUGCCGACGUGCGCUAGUGGGUAGAGAGAAGAAAUUUGGCCCGGAUCAUCGAGAUACCCUAUUAAGUGCCAAUAACCUUGGUUUGGCACUGAGGAAUCAGAAUAAGCACCACGAAGCGGAGAUUAGUUAUCGACGUGCAAUGAUCGGUGCGGAGAAGACGCUUGGGCUUGGCCACCGAGAUACUCUAAUGUGCAUCUAUAACCUGGCUGGGGUGUUGCACAAGCAGAGGAAGUAUGGCGAGGCGGAGAUGAUGCAUCGCCGUGCACUAACGGGACGAGAGAGGAUUCUAGGGCUGGGUCAUCGGCACACCCUUCGCAGCCUCAUUAAGCUAGGCACUGUACUGCACGAGAAGGGGGAGUACGGUGAAGCGGAGAUUAUGUAUCGACGUGCAGUUACGGAGGCGGAGAGAGCUCUAGGGCAAGGCCACCCUACCACCCUAAAAAAUUUUAACCUCCUCUCGAUAUUUCUCCAGGCCCGGGCGACGAGUGCCGCGGGCGAGGCAUCAUGACAGAAAUGAAGGGUUUAAGUUUACUCAGGAAUGAAAUCAUAUUGGCCAUUUCCUUAUACAUCAGAUUCCUUACUUUUUUAUUUUUAUUUUC
Tuber melanosporum (Perigord truffle) is the source of this 1468-nucleotide messenger RNA. RefSeq lists its product as uncharacterized. The transcript has a single exon. The record is from RefSeq and is a predicted model, not a curated record. Gene Ontology annotation, molecular function: protein binding. NCBI's taxonomy places the organism in Eukaryota, Fungi, Ascomycota, Pezizomycetes, Pezizales, Tuberaceae. The coding region runs from base 1 to 1377 and encodes 458 amino acids.